AGCACCAAAUGGCAAAAACACAGAGGCGUUGAAUUCAAUACAGUCUAGCUUCUUUCUUUCCAUCUCUCUGCGUCUCCCAGAGCCACAUCCAUGGCUUCUCUUCUUGCCAACGGUAUUUCUCUCUUAUCUCCCCAAACCCAACUCGAGAAACCGAAAAUCCUAAAAGGCUUUUACCCAAAGCUUGAGACCCAGAAACCGGCGUUGCCUAGGAACCCCGAUUUCAGCCUCUUCAAGGUCAGAGCAGAUGUCGGUUACGAGCCCAAGACGCUGAGUCCGGACGUUCCCAGCUCAUCUUCAUCGGGUAAGCUUUCGAACGCCGAAGACCCACUUCAGAAAUUCCUCAAACGCGAUUACAAGUGGGGGUUCAAGGAGGAAAUAGACUCGUUCUCGAUUCCGAAAGGGCUCUCGGAGGAAACGAUUCGAUUGAUUUCGUCCCGGAAGAACGAGCCUGAAUGGAUGCUCGAGUUCCGAUUGAGUUCUUAUGAGAAAUUCCUUAGAAUGACCGAGCCCAAGUGGUCGGACAAUUUGUACCCGCCGGUUGACUUUCAGGGUUUAUGUUAUUACUCGGAGCCCAAAAAGAAGCCGUCUUUGAACAGCCUGGACGAGGCCGAUCCUGAGCUUAUCAGGUAUUUCGAUAAACUGGGUGUUCCUUUGAAUGAAAGGAAUAGAUUGGCAAAUGUUGCGGUUGAUGCUGUCCUUGAUAGUGUUUCUAUUGCAACUACCCAUAGGAAGACUCUAGAAAAGGCUGGUGUUAUCUUUUGUUCAAUUUCAGAGGCGAUUAGGGAAUACCCUGAUUUAGUUAGGAAGUACUUAGGCAAGGUUGUUCCAGCUGAUGAUAACUACUAUGCUGCUUUGAAUUCUGCCGUGUUUAGUGAUGGCUCAUUUUGUUACAUACCUAAGGACACUAAAUGCCCAAUGCAAAUUUCGACUUAUUUUCGGAUAAAUGCGUUGGAAACGGGGCAAUUCGAGAGGACCCUCAUAGUUGCAGAUGAUAGGAGUUUUGUGGAGUAUUUGGAGGGUUGCACGGCACCUUCUUAUGACACAAACCAGCUCCAUGCUGCUGUAGUUGAGCUGCACUGUGCUGAGGGGGCAGAAAUUAAGUACUCCACGGUCCAAAAUUGGUAUGCUGGUGAUGAGGAAGGCAGGGGAGGAAUUUAUAACUUUGUUACAAAGCGGGGUCUGUGCGCGGGUGCUAGAUCAAAGAUAUCGUGGACGCAGGUGGAGACUGGGUCAGCAAUUACUUGGAAGUACCCAAGUGUUGUUUUGGAGGGUGAUGAUACAGUGGGGGAAUUCUAUUCUGUAGCAUUAACUAAUAAUUAUCAGCAGGCAGAUACAGGUACAAAGAUGAUCCACAAGGGGAAGAAUACUAGAAGUAGGAUUAUUUCAAAGGGGAUUUCAGCUGGACAUUCACAGAACUGUUAUAGGGGGCUUGUUCAGGUUCAGUCAAGAGCAGAUAACGCUCGGAACUCUUCCCAGUGUGAUUCAAUGCUCAUUGGUGAUAAUGCAGCUGCUAACACAUACCCCUACAUCCAGGUGAAGAAUCCAACAGCUCGCAUUGAACACGAAGCCAGCACCUCCAAAAUCGGUGAGGAUCAGCUAUUCUAUUUCCAGCAGAGAGGAAUUGACUAUGAGAAAGCAAUGGCUGCUAUGAUUUCUGGGUUCUGCCAGGAUGUCUUCAACGAGCUUCCCGACGAGUUUGGUGCCGAAGUUAACCAGCUUAUGAGCUUGAAACUGGAAAGAUCCGUUGGUUAGGCAGCUCUUGUGGUUCACUAAAUCAAACUUCUUGUUUCCGGGAACAUUCACGAAGAUCCUUUCUUUUGUUGAAUUACUUCUGAUACUGUUUGGAUUAGAGCUGGAUUGACACGACAUGAGAGGCAUAGUUUGUAUAUUGUGUGUAAAAUGUAUAGGGUUCUUGUAACCACUUACUGAAUUCCCAGAUCGAACUUGUCCCCAUGGCUUGCAAAAUCAGUUUUACGAUUGAAAUGUAAUAGAUUUCAAAUAAUUCCCUACGACAAUAAUGAUUUACUUGGGAGAGGAGCAUCAUCGAAAGACUCAAAUGUUUUGUAGAAUAUAAAUUUGUGGGUUUUGGUGGAUAUAACUCAGGAGCUUUGUAA
This is a messenger RNA of Diospyros lotus (date-plum), 2114 nucleotides long. Its product is annotated as UPF0051 protein ABCI8, chloroplastic. NCBI's taxonomy places the organism in Eukaryota, Viridiplantae, Streptophyta, Magnoliopsida, Ericales, Ebenaceae. Gene Ontology annotation, biological process: iron-sulfur cluster assembly. The record is from RefSeq and is a predicted model, not a curated record. Bases 91 to 1752 code for a protein of 553 amino acids. The transcript has 2 exons.